This is a messenger RNA of Melospiza georgiana, 4361 nucleotides long. RefSeq names its product tudor domain containing 9 (gene TDRD9). The record is from RefSeq and is a predicted model, not a curated record. Gene Ontology annotation, molecular function: RNA binding; ATP binding. NCBI's taxonomy places the organism in Eukaryota, Metazoa, Chordata, Aves, Passeriformes, Passerellidae. Gene Ontology annotation, cellular component: intracellular anatomical structure. The coding region runs from base 3 to 3713 and encodes 1236 amino acids. The transcript is spliced from 34 exons.
AUAUGCCUACAGCCAAACACAGGGAAAAGAUUGUGUCUCUCAUACAAAACAAUUCAGUUGUGAUUGUGGAAGGAGCGACUGGCAGUGGAAAGAGCACCCAGAUUCCCCAGUACAUUUUGGAUUAUUGCAUGACCCGGUCUAUGCCCUGCAACAUUGCUGUUACCCAGCCUCGCAAAAUCAGCGCCAGCAGCCUUGCCAGGUGGAUUAGCAAGGAAAGAUCAUGGACACUUGGGGGAUUUGUAGGAUACCAGUUAAGUUUAGAGAACGUUUCAACAAAGGAGACGAGGUUGCUGUAUAUGACAACUGGAGUUCUUCUUCAGAAAAUCGUUUCUGCCAGGAGCCUAACUCAGUUCACACACAUUUUCAUUGAUGAAGUGCACGAGCGUACAGAAGAAAUUGAUUUCUUGCUCUUGGUGACCCGUAAACUGUUGUGUACAAAUUCACAGAAUGUGAAGAUAAUUCUGAUGUCUGCUUCCAUCAACUCUAAAGAACUAGCUGAUUACUUUGCACUUCCAGUUCAUUAUGGCUUGAAUCCAGUCUGCAUAUUUAAGGUGGAAGGCAGACCUUUUGCAGUUGAAGAAUAUUAUCUUGAUGAUUUGAAGGACAUUUUUGAUAUACAGGUAUUCCUUGGGCAGCCAGUGAUCGAACAGAAAAUGUAUCAAGUGGCAGUGGCUCUGAUUCAGUCAUUUGAUGAGCUGGAAAAGAGGAGCCAUGGGGAGAAAAAGAAUUUCAGUGGCACAUUGGAACGUGGCAGCGUGCUCGUGUUUUUACCAGGUUUAGGUGAAAUAAGAUACAUGCACUCAUGCCUCUCAGAUAAAUAUCAAAGGUGGCAAGUGUACCCACUUCAUGCAUGUGCAACACUGGAGGAACAAAGUAAAGUAUUUUCAGCUACGGUUCCUGGCUACAGAAAAGUUAUUCUAGCUACCAAUGUAGCUGAGAGCUCUGUAACAGUUCCUGAUGUUAAAUAUGUGAUAGAUUUCUGCUUGACUAAAAUUCUGUUUUGUGAUAAGGAAACUAAUUACCAAAAUUUGAGGCUUUGCUGGGCAUCCAAGACAAACUGUAAUCAAAGAAAAGGUCGUGCUGGACGUGUUUCCAAAGGCUACUGUUACAGGCUCAUAUGCAAGGACUUCUGGGCAGACUGUAUUCCAGAGAAGUCAGAACCUGAGAUGCUGCAUUGUCCAUUAGGAUCUACAGUCUUAAAAUUAAAGAAGCUUGAUAUGGGGGAACCAAAAGCCUUGCUGGCCACAGCUCUCUCUCCACCCAGUGUGGGUGACAUUGAACGUACAAUACUUCAGCUGAAAGAGCUUGGAGCACUUACAACCUCUGUGCAAACAGAAGAUGAUCUGCAUGAUGGUGAGCUGACUUUCUUAGGAACGGUGCUGACACAGUUGCCACUGGACCUGCAUCUUGGAAAAUUGAUAGUCCUGGGGCAUGUCUUUGGUUGCUUAGAGGAAUGCCUUAUUAUAGCUGCAGCGCUGUCUUCGCGGAAUUUUUUUGCAGUACCUUUCAAAAAGCAUGUUGAUGCAUACAGGAAAAAAAUGUUUUUUGCUGGGAAUAGUAGGAGUGACUGUAUUGCAAUUCUGAAUGCAUUUAGGGCGUGGCAGGCCUGCAAAGAAAAAGGGAAGCUGAGAAAUCCCAAGGAAGAGCUUGAGUGGGGUCGAUCUAAUUGUAUUCAUAUAAACAAGAUCAAAGAGGUGGCAGAGUUAUUUCACAACUUGAAGAAGAGAGUCAGUGCAUUUAACAUGCAUGUUAAAGCUCAGCCAUCUCCUAUGGACGAGGAAUAUGUGUGCAAACAACGCUUCAUCUUGCAGGUGGUAAUAGCUGGUGCUUUCUACCCAAACUACUGUACUUUUGCAAAAUGUAAUGGAGAAAUUGCCAUGAAAGACCUUGCUGGCAAGGAUCCAAAAACCACUGUAAUGCUGAAGAACAUUCCUCCCUAUGGAUAUAUAUACCAUAAACAGUUGCAGUCACUGCUUAGACAGUGUGGGCAGGUAAAAUCUAUUUCCUACAAUGGAUCAAGGGCUUUUGUGGAGUUCUCUCGUAAUCCAAAGGAGGUUUUUAAGGUUCUCCCUGAAGUGUACCUGGCAGUCAAGAUGUCACAGCUGAAGAUUCCCUUUGAGCUGUGUGUUCAUCAUCCAGAGGAUAUCAGAAGACAAGUGCAAGGUGCAGAAGCUGUAGGUUUGGAAUUUCUAAGAGUAAAUGUGGAUUGUCAGAAGCAGACAGUGGAGCCUGUGAAAAUCUUAUUUGGUGAUUUACAAAUGUCAAAGAUGAUCCCAAGUCGUUUUCUGUCCAUCAGGGUAACAGAGGUGGUAGAAGUUGGACACUUCUGGGGUUAUAGGACAGAUGAAAAAAACACAGCUGUACUCAGAGCUCUGAGUGCUGAAAUUGACUAUCAGAACCUGAUGGAUUUAGCAGUGCCUCCAUGUGUAGAUGUGCUUUGUCUGGCACCAUUCACUUACCUGGGAAAGAGAGGAUACUACAGAGCUCACGUUCUGUAUAUUCAUGGGAAUCUUGCUGAGGUUUUUUUUGUGGAUUAUGGCAAUAGAUCAGAAGUGCCUUUAAAUAAACUAAAAGAGAUUCCAAAGUGUCUUCAAGGGCUUCCUUUCCAGGCUUUAGAGUUCAAGAUCUGCAAGAUGUGUCCCUCUGCCAAAUCCCUGGUGUGUGGGGAGCCGUGGAGCUGCAGUGCCAGCCAGAGAUUUGCCUCUCUGGUCAGUGGCUGCACUCUGCUGGUGGAGGUUUAUUCCCUGGUGCACGGCGUCCUGCACGUGGACGUGUUCCGGCACUCGGGGCGCCGGGGGCUGGUGAACAUCCGGGACGUGCUCGUCGAGGAGAGCCACGCCGAGCUGGCUGAGGAGUCACACGAGUCACAGCAAAGCCAUGAUUUGCUCAAGGAAUUGUUUUUGGACGGAGCAAAGAAAGAAGAGCAAAUGCCCAUAUCUGUAGGACAGGAGGAAAAGCAUCUCAUUGAAAGAUUGUUGAACUGCUUUUCUGAAAAGAAAUCUGAUGCACCAACCCAUAAGGUAACAGUUUUUGGUCCAUUCAGUCCUUACCAGUUGAAAUGCUACAGUCUGACCAAUAUAUCCCAAUUCAGAAACGUUUUCAUACAUAAGGAGAGCAUAAACUCCAUUGUUGUCCAUGAUGGUGCAGAAGAUCCCUUUCAGCAGCUCUUGGUGGCCACUGAUAUAUCAGUAACUGCAGCUGGGUCUGUGAUUUUAGGGGAAACAUCUUUGAUGCCUCCUAUUCAUGGCCUGCUUGCACUCCUCAGUAUGCUGUUUGCUCCUGCAAUAGAGCUCAGAGUUGAUAAAAGUGGGAAGUAUUUUACUGGUGUUUUGUGUGGUUUGGGUUGGAGUCAGACAUCUGGGGCUCCACUGUUCCCAGCAAAUGAUAUGGAGGUGGCAUUUGAUGUGCAUUUUGGACUGGAAGACAUAACAGAGAUAAACAGUCUGAGGACAGCCAUGAAUAAGCUGCUCUGUGAGCAAGCAUUGCAUUUUGGACAGGAGCAAGUGGCACAGCUGCAGGAGGAUAUUCGUCAGAAGCUUCUCUGUUUAAUCUGCAAAUCAAAGCCUCGAGACAUAAUUGAUCCUACCUGGUAUGAGAAGCCAUAUGUAUGGAAUCAGGUGGAUUCUCAGUGUGUUAUUGACGAGUCUGAAAAGCAGCAUGAAAGAGGAAAUCUUGUUUAUCAGCUCCACAAGCUUGUUUUGUUGAAGGAUUAAGUAUUUCUAGAAGUCUUACAGAGGAUGAGGUAUUAUUAGUCUGAAAAUUAGUUCUGUCUUGUAUGCAUGUUUUGCAAGACUGUUCCUUAAGAUGACUACUGAAUGUACUGAAGUACAGUUUGGAAAAUGUUCCAGUGUUUCUGAAGAAACUGAGGUUUGCCAGCCUAGAGCAGACAAGUUCAAUCAUAAAAGAAACUGAUGUAAAUCAGGAUGCAAUUUUCAUUUUAAUAGUACUUCUGAACAGAUUUAUCACAAGGUACACAAAAGAUGAAGCAAAUCUAGGCUUAGUGGUUCAUUUUCUGUCCAAAAACUCAUAAAUUAGGGGCAUUACUUUUUUUUGUCUGUAAUUGCAAGUUGUAUUUUCCUGUUUUCUUUUUUAUUAGUUCUUAAAAAAAAUAUGCAACAAAGGGAUUUGGAGUUUUCCUUACCCAAGAAAUAGAAGUCAGGAGAAACUGAUGAUCUAAAUGAUGUUCUGAUCCAAACUUUAUCUUCAUAUACUGGAUACAAUUUUUUUGUUAAUUUUUUUGUGUAGCAAAAGAUAACACGAUUUAUAUUGCUGUAUGGCAGAAGAAUGCUUUUGAAUUACUAAUUCAUGGCACUUUGUUUCAUCCUUUCAACUUACUUUUACCUGAGAGAUCUUUAGCCCUA